Messenger RNA from Bactrocera latifrons, 505 nucleotides. RefSeq names its product chymotrypsin inhibitor-like. The record is from RefSeq and is a predicted model, not a curated record. Lineage: Eukaryota; Metazoa; Arthropoda; Insecta; Diptera; Tephritidae. The transcript has 2 exons. The coding region runs from base 73 to 324 and encodes 83 amino acids.
AUCUGUUACUAAAAUAACAGUGUUUCUCAGCUCGUUCAGUCAACCAGUAAGAAAUUCCCAAUCGCUUAUAAAAUGAACACAAAAUUCUGUUUGUUGUUUUUGCUCGUUGUGUGCAUUGCUGGUUUUGUGUCCGCGAAGCCACAAGGAGGCUCUGGCUGUGGGCCAAAUGAGGAAUUCACAAGCUGCGGCAGCGCCUGCCCGCCAAAAUGCAACGAGGGUAGCGGUCCAAACUUUUGCACCCUGCAAUGCAUUGUCGGAUGUCAAUGUAAAACUGGUUAUUUGUUGAAUGAUCAAGGUUUAUGUGUGCAACAAAGGGAUUGUUGAGUGACAAACAAUUAUACUUAGAUUGACUUAAGCAAGUAAUGACGUGUGAAAAAAGCAAUCGAAUGAAAUGUUAUUGUUUGGAACUAUCGGCUACUGGGUGGUAUGAUAGUGUUAAGAUUGUUAAAUAAUUGCAAAUAUCUAAAUAUGUCUACUAUACAAAUAAAAAAUUAAAAAAAAAAAA